AUGGUCCAGCGUCACUUCCUGCCCGUCCUCUUGGCUUCCACCUUGCUCCCCGCGUGUGUGCGCGUUCUGUGCCGCCGCUUCCCGGAUACCUUUAAACCCGCUGUGUACCCACAAACACCCGCUUGCAGGCUACGGAAGAUGAAGGAAACAAUCAUGAAUCAAGAAAAGUUAGCCAAACUGCAAGCACAAGUGCGAAUUGGUGGAAAGGGGACGGCCCGCAGAAAGAAGAAGGUUGUCCACAGAACAGCUACUGCAGAUGAUAAGAAACUACAGUUCUCGUUGAAAAAGCUGGGUGUGAAUAACAUCUCUGGCAUAGAAGAGGUCAAUAUGUUUACAAACCAAGGGACGGUAAUACACUUUAACAAUCCCAAAGUUCAGGCUUCCUUGGCUGCCAACACCUUCACCAUUACAGGUCACGCUGAGACCAAACAGCUCACAGAGAUGUUGCCCAGUAUCUUGAACCAGCUUGGAGCAGACAGCCUCACCAGCCUGCGAAGACUUGCAGAGGCCCUGCCGAAACAAUCUGUAGAUGGUAAAGCACCGCUCGCCACCGGGGAGGAAGAAGAUGAUGAAGUUCCUGAACUGGUUGAGAACUUUGAUGAAGCCUCAAAGAAUGAAUCCGUCUAA
This is a messenger RNA of Staurois parvus, 627 nucleotides long. The record is from the annotation of a GenBank genome assembly. Lineage: Eukaryota; Metazoa; Chordata; Amphibia; Anura; Ranidae.